AUGAUUCUCACUAUCUUUUUCUUCAUAUUCUCUCUUCUUUCCCUCUCUCACGCAUCAGUACUAGAUUUUUGUGUAGCAGAUUAUAAUGCACCAAACGGUCCGGUAGGGUAUUCUUGCAAGCCACCCCAAAGAGUAACCGUUGAUGACUUCGUCUUCCACGGCCUAGGCACAAGUGGAAACACGGCAAACAUUUUCAAAUCCGCUAUUACGCCAGCAUUCAACGCACAAUUUCCAGGCAUAAACGGACUUAAAAUUUCCAUGGCGCGUUUAGAUUUUGCUGUAGAUGGAGUCAUUCCACUUCACAGUCACCCUGGUGCUUCAGAAUUAUUGUUUGUUGUUGAAGGAACACUUGUGGCUGGUUUUGUUUCCUCUAACAACGUUGUUUAUCUUAAAACACUUAACCAAGGUGAUAUUAUGGUUUUCCCUCAAGGGUUGUUGCAUUUCCAAAUUAACAAUGGUCGUUUUAAUGCACUUGCUAUUGUUAGCUUUAGUAGUGCUAAUCCUGGUUUACAAAUAUUGGAUUUCGCUUUGUUUAAGAGUGAUUUUCCUACUGAGAUAAUUACUGCAACUACUUUUCUUGAUCCUGUUGUGGUGAAGAGGCUUAAGGGUGUUUUUGGAGGUAGUGGUUAA
Messenger RNA from Lathyrus sativus (Indian pea), 630 nucleotides. NCBI's taxonomy places the organism in Eukaryota, Viridiplantae, Streptophyta, Magnoliopsida, Fabales, Fabaceae. The record is from the annotation of a GenBank genome assembly.